Molecule: messenger RNA, 3063 nt
Organism: Acytostelium subglobosum LB1
Lineage: Eukaryota; Evosea; Eumycetozoa; Acytosteliales; Acytosteliaceae
Exons: 5
Coding region: 1-3063 (1020 amino acids)
Biological process (GO): mitochondrion organization; protein catabolic process; chaperone-mediated protein complex assembly
Cellular component (GO): mitochondrial matrix
Molecular function (GO): serine-type endopeptidase activity; ATP-dependent peptidase activity; ATP binding
Source: RefSeq, a predicted model, not a curated record
AUGUUGAGAAGACUAUCUUCAUUGCCAUUGGCAGCAAUAAACACGGUUGCUACCUCUGGUUCACAAGUGAGAUAUGCCUCUGCAACACUAUUAGCAAACAGUCCAUUAUACAGGAGGAUCAACAACAACAACAACAGCAGUAGAUAUGGUGAUUCAACAACACCUAGCAACAACAACAAUAAGGAUCAACAAGUUGAAGAGCCAAAUGCAAGCAGUACUGGACAACAGAAGGAGACUGUCUCAUCGUCCCAACGACCUCAGACAUCAUCAGCUACACCUCACUUUGUACAGGUGGAUGAUAGAAGCGGAGGUACCAAAUGGGUACCAGUGCCAAGAGAGAUUGUCAUCUACCCUGUGUUUGAGACACAGAUAUACCCUGGCUCACUAUCAGCACUGCUUCCAUUCGAUUUGGACGAAUACAAGCGAAUGGGACAACCUAAGGAGAUUGGUCUGUUCUUUGUUAAUCAAACAGAGAUGGAGACGCUGGGCAAAGACACCAAGCAGUUCAAGCUCACCUCAAUGUCACAGCUUAACCCUAUUGGAGUGCUCGUCUCCGUUGAGUCAUCCGCUCAGAAGCCAUACCUCAUUGGUGCUGCUAGGAUAAGACUAGAUGAAUUGCUAUCACCUGUCAUUGCAACUCCCACAGACAUCCCUACAUCAUCAGACACAACAUCAAUAGAGAAUACGACGACGACAACUGAUUCAACAACCACAACUACUACAGAGACAACAACAAAAACAACAACAACAACAACAGAGACAACUACAUCAGCAUUCCCCACUGAUCCAGUGACACAAUCCAUACCUCAACCAAUUGUUACGAUUCCCAACAAUGGUGAGAAUGCAGUACCAAUAAUCGACAAUCAACCACCACCUGUUCCAGACGCAGUCAUACUCUCACCUCAGCCCAUACCCUACGAGCUGCCACGAGCAUCAAUUACCUAUCUGCCCGACGUCAUGGAUCCCCAGUCAGACCCGGUCAAAGUGCGUGCGCUCACACUCCAGUUGGUCAAGAAGGUGAAACAACUCUCAUCAAUGUAUCCCGACUCGCAGUUCUCUUCGCAGUUCCAGAUGCUCUUUGGUGUGUCUCGUUUCCGCUUUAUGGAGGAGCCAGGCAAGUUGGCCGACUUUAUCGCAUCCAUCUGCUCAGAGUCUGCCACGCCAGUGGAGAGCCAAGAGAUCAUUGGCUCAAUUGACAUUGAGAAACGUCUGGAGCGUGUACUCUCCCUUGUGGUCAAGCAACUACAACUGAACGAGUUCAAUGCACUCAUGGAGAAGCACAUCGAGGACAAGGCAGUGAAGCAACAGAAGAAGUUCUUUUUGAGCGAGCAGAUGAAGCUGGUGCGACGAGAGUUGGAGUUGGACCAGGACGAGAAGGAGACGCUCAAGAAGAAGUUCAAGGCCAGGUGGUCACAGCUCAAGGUGCCAGAGGAGACCAACAAGGUGUUCAACGAUGAGAUGGAGCGUUUGGCAAGCAUCGAGCCAACGUCAGCAGAGUACAACGUCACGAGGAACUAUCUCGAGUGGAUCACGUCAUUGCCAUGGAACAUUACCUCGAUCGAUAACUUUGACAUCCCAACGAUAAAGACUGUUCUUGACAACGAUCACUACGGUCUGGAUGAUAUCAAGGAGAUGAUACAGAGCUUCAUUGCCGUUGGUAAACUUCGUGGAUCAGUUGGUGGCAAGAUCAUUCUACUUGUUGGACCACCAGGCACUGGAAAGACUUCGAUUGGCAAAUCAAUCGCGACAGCCCUCGGUAGACAAUUUUAUCGAUUCUCGGUGGGUGGCAUUAGUGACGUGGCUGAGAUCAAAGGACAUCGAAGAACAUUUGUUGGUGCCAUGCCUGGAAAGAUCAUACAGGCACUCAAACUAACAAAGACUUCAAACCCUGUAAUAUUGAUUGAUGAGAUUGACAAGGUAGCAAGAGGAUUCAAUGAGGAUCCAUACUCAAGUUUGUUGGAGGUGUUUGAUCCUCAACAGAACAAGAACUACCUGGAUCAUUAUCUGGACAUACCAUACGAUCUAUCCAAGGUGUUGUUCAUCUGUACUGCCAACCUAACACACACGAUACCAGCGCCACUACUCGACAGAAUGGAGGUGAUGAAGCUCAAUGGUUACAUCCAAACAGAACAGAUCAAGAUCACCGAGAAGUAUUUGAUACCAUCAAUCCGUGCUGAGACUGGUAUUGGUGAGGACCGAGUCAAUAUAUCAACAGAGGCAGUGCAGCACCUGUGUGAAUACUGGUGCAGGGAGUCUGGUGUGAGGAAUCUCAAGAAGACAAUCGAGAAGAUAUUCAGGAAGGUGGCCUACAAGAUGGUCACUGAGGAGCCAUCUGUGAUCAAUAUCACUCCAAGCAAUUUGGAUGAGUAUGCGGGUCUGCCAAAGUACAGGAUCAAGAAGUACUAUCAGACACCUCAACCUGGCAUUGCAUUGGGUCUUGGCUGGACAGAGAAUGGAGGCAUGCCGCUCUAUGUGGAGAGUGUUGUGGACAGGUUCCAACAGGCACCAGGUCUAAAGACUACUGGCUCAUUGGGUGAGGUCAUGAAGGAGAGUAUAGAUAUAGCCUUCACCUACGUCAAGCAAUACCUGGCUCAGGUGGACCCAUCAAGCAAAUUCUUUGAGAAUAAUGCCGUACACAUUCAUUCACCAGAGGGAGCCACUCCAAAGGAUGGACCAUCGGCUGGUGUCACCAUGACCACAUCGUUGCUGUCUUUGGCACUGAACAAGCCAAUACAACCUGGUGUGGCAAUGACUGGUGAGAUCACACUGACUGGUAAGGUGAUUGCCAUUGGAGGUAUCACAGAGAAGAUGAUUGCAGCCAAGCGUGAGGGUGUCAAAAAGAUCAUCCUGCCAAAGGACAACAAGAAGGAGCUAGAGGACAUACCUGACUAUGUGAAGGAAGGUUUCACCGUCUAUCUGGUCGACUACUACAAUGACGUCUUUGACAUUGCCUUUAACGAAACGCCAAGUGUUCAGCCACUCCUAGUUGUCUCCAGACAUAAGAAGGACUUUAACAAGGUAUAUCCACCAAAACCAACAGAGCCUGCACAGCCAACUUUGUAG